UGCGGCAUGUCGUCAUUUGCCAAGCAACGACUGAUGUUUGGAGAUGUGACCAGCUAUGUCGGUAGAGCUAGCAGCACCUAUCCACACACACUAGCCAAUUGAUAUUGCCAACUGGGAUUCCUCUAUUUGCCAAAAUGGAUUCGGGUACUUUCUUUGAUUGUCUGACACCUUAACGCAAAUCUGGCGCGUUUAGAAAUAUUUUAGUAUGGGGCAUUAUAACAAGCCAAGCUAGUUAAGCUAGCUAGCAAGCUAGUUUCAGGAAGCUCCAGACCCAAGAUCGAAAAUGCAAGCUAGCAGCUAGCCAGACGACGUGUUUAUCUAGUUAGACAAAACUGGGCGGAGGGGUUUUAUCAACUACUGUAGUUUAAGCAAGCCUUGUGGCCUGAAACGUUCGAACUAACUCUUCGGGUUGGUUGUAACAGAACGGGGAAAAGGUCGGUCGUAUAGUUUAAGCAAGCCCUAAAGCAAAAGUGAGAUAACGUUAAACUGUUUAGCUUCCUAGCUCGCUAGCUAAUCUACAUUAGCGGCUAUCUGGAUUUGACGCACUGCUAGCCGGCUGAUAUGGCCACUGCCUCUGGGUCUUGUGUAGGGAUAAACGGGUCAAUAAAUGGUUCCUCUGUCUCCACCACAACCUCGGGGGCACCUGGACAGUCACAGCCUAUGGUCGUGGUAUGGGAAUGGCAAGAUGAUCUUGGGUAUUGGAGACCGUAUAGUGGCCAGGUGAGCGGCUACAUCGAACAAUACUUCUCCUCUCCGAGGGGACACAGAGGUGGGGGACCUGGUUCCACCAGCAUCUGCCUCGGACAAUCAGACCCCAGCUUGUCGCCUUAUCUCAUAGAUAUACCCAGCCUAAAACAGUUCCGCCAGGAUACAGGAAAGACGCGGUCUGUACGUCGUACACUAUUUGCCCAGUCCUCUGGCCUUGGCAGUGGUGUCUUCUGGGAGUGGGCCAAUGACGAAGGAGGCUGGACCCCAUACGAGACUCGAACCUCAAUCCUAUUAGAGCAUAGCUACCAGGCCCGGCAGGCCACGGCCGACCUGGCUUCUCAUGGCUAUAACUACAUAGUGGACCUCACAGCUCUGGCCCAGGUCAACAAGGGCACAGGUUUUAGACGGCAGGUGCGUCGGCAGGGGAACCUCCCAUACCCACUAGCCUUGGCCCCCUCGGUCAUUCACUCUGGCCCUGCCUGCUCCUGUCAUCAGUGUCUGAGCCACAGCAGCACAGGCCCAAUGCCCAGUCGCUCGCGCCACUCCUUCUCCUCAGGGCAGCUCAGCAGGCCCAGCCUCCAGGGCCAGGGUAGGGCUACUGGAGCCCACCCCACCUCUGUGUAUUCACCGUAUCCCAGAAGGCCCCUGUCGGUCGGGGGAAUGGCUUGGGGAGGUCCCUGGCCCCCGACACCCUCUGGUCAUCUACAUGGAACGCCCCUGUCCUACCCGAGCAGUAGUGCCAAUGGCUUGAGUGUCCCUGCCAUCCCAGUGCAGCUGAAUGGAUCCACCAGCGUGAGCUCAGCCUUAGCAGGCAUGGCCUCCAUUUUGAUGUCAGCAGUGGGGCUCGGAGUUCGCUUCACCAGUGCCCCCCUCCCCCAGCAACAGCAAGCUCCUCCUCUCUUCCCCCACACCAACAGCACCAGCAGCAGCAGCAGCAAAAACCCCAGCAACAGCUCCGUUAGGAGGGCAAAGAGGCAGCACAGGACAGCCACGGCUCAGAAACCAGAGGAGGUGAUUCACCGCUACAUGGAGGAAGUAGCCUCGGCCCAGGAUGAGGACUGCAGCAUCUGUAUGGACCGCCUGUCCUGUCCGUCAGGCUAUGACACCGCCUCCGAGGGCGGGGGCCCGUCCAUCCCCCCCGCCGCCGUGGGGAAGUUCACCAAGUGCGGACACACCUUCCACAUGCUCUGCAUGCUGGCCAUGUAUAACAACGGAACCAAGGACGGUAGCCUCCAGUGCCCUUCGUGCAAGACAAUCUACGGGGAGAAGACAGGGACUCAGCCCAAGGGAAAGAUGGAGAUCUACAGCCUGUCCCAGUCCCUCCCCGGCCACCCGGACCACGGCACCAUCCAGAUCAUAUACAGCAUACCCCCUGGAACACAGGGUCCAGAGCACCCUAACCCAGGUCAGCCCUACACCUGCAGAGGCUUUCCACGCUUCUGUUUCCUUCCAGACAACAACAAGGGUAGAAAGGUACUGGAGCUGCUGAAGGUGGCGUGGACCCGCCGCCUCAUCUUCACUGUGGGAACCUCUAGCACCACAGGCGAACGUGACACAGUGGUGUGGAACGAGAUCCACCACAAGACAGAGAUGAUGUCCAACGUGUCGGGCCAUGGCUACCCGGACCCCAAUUACCUGGACAAUGUCCUGUCAGAACUGGCCUCUCAAGGGGUGACCGAGGACUGUCUCACCAAACAACCGGGAUUCAACCAAGCAGCACAAGGCUCCGGAUUCUAAAAAAACAACACCUAUAUUCAUAUACAUUCUGCAUAUAUGAAUCAUGUAUGUUCAUACAUUGUAUGACUUGAUAAGGGAUAAACAAACUAGUCACAUUGCAUUGUAUUGUACCGGUUCAAUUUUGGUUGCAUGCCGAAUGCGAUCUUAGUCUUAUAGAUCCAGGGAUGUUAGUGGGGGAACUCAAAAAACUUGUUUUAAAGGAGACAUGAUAUGCUGUUUUUGGAUGCUUUUAUAUAGGCCUUAGUGGUCCCCUAAUACUGUAUCUGAAGUCUCU
This is a messenger RNA of Hypomesus transpacificus, 2719 nucleotides long. It is a transcript of the gene dtx2, whose product is annotated as deltex 2, E3 ubiquitin ligase. Gene Ontology annotation, cellular component: nucleoplasm. The record is from RefSeq and is a predicted model, not a curated record. Gene Ontology annotation, molecular function: zinc ion binding; ubiquitin protein ligase activity. Lineage: Eukaryota; Metazoa; Chordata; Actinopteri; Osmeriformes; Osmeridae. The transcript is spliced from 9 exons. Bases 562 to 2445 code for a protein of 627 amino acids. Gene Ontology annotation, biological process: protein ubiquitination; Notch signaling pathway.